Mytilus californianus (California mussel) is the source of this 1241-nucleotide messenger RNA. RefSeq names its product low-density lipoprotein receptor-like. Gene Ontology annotation, molecular function: protein binding. The record is from RefSeq and is a predicted model, not a curated record. The transcript has 9 exons. NCBI's taxonomy places the organism in Eukaryota, Metazoa, Mollusca, Bivalvia, Mytilida, Mytilidae. The coding region runs from base 77 to 937 and encodes 286 amino acids.
AUUUUCACUUCAGGAAGUCUUGAGUUGUAUUUUCUUGUAAAAUUCAACGUAAACGCAUUGUUACCAACGGAUAAGAAUGCACUUUUUUUCUCUAAGAAUAUUAGUCUUCAUUUUAUGCAGAAGUUUAACAAUAGCAGAUCAUGGCUGUGUAAGGGAUAUGAAAAAAUGUCCAGGUAGUUCACUGUGCAUAGAGGCAAAGUAUAUGUGUGAUGGUCAGCAGGAUUGUAAAGAUGGAUCGGAUGAGUCACUGGAAAUGUGUCGAGAUUAUGAUUGUGAGUUGGAUAUGAGAAAAUGUAAAGAUGGUUUACAGUGUAUAGAUGCAAGGCAUAUGUGUGAUGGACAUCAGGAUUGUAAGGAUGGAUCGGAUGAGUCAUUGCCAUUGGAAAUGUGUCUUGAUUACGACUGUCGGUUGGAUAUGAGAAAAUGUCAGGAUGGUUUACAGUGUAUAGAUGCAAAGUAUAUGUGUGAUGGUUAUCAGGAUUGUACGGAUGGAUCGGAUGAGUCACUGAAAACGUGUCUUGAUUAUGAAUGUAAAGAAAAUGACGUAAAAUGUGCCGACGGACUACAGUGUAUUCCUGGUCGAGUUCAGUGUGACCGCAAUAGAGAUUGCAAUGACGAUUCAGAUGAACAGAUUGACUUCUGUAAAGAUUUUGAGUGUCUAGAUGGAUGGACAAAGUGUGGUAACGAAGUACAAUGUAUAAGAAAGAUGGAUUUGUGUGAUGGAUAUUAUCAUUGCAAUGACAUGUCGGAGGAGAACACAGAAUUUUGUAAAGCCAUAGAAUGUGAGGCAGGACACAUAAAAUGUAAAAAUGGACAGUGUAUCAGUGAUUAUUUGACCCUGUGUGACAGACAUAAUGACUGCUAUGACAAAUCGGACGAAGGCGAGGCUUUAUGCAGAGAUGGAAGGAGCAGGAAUUUGAGUAUAACAAAUUUGUAACAGUACAGGCUAAUACACUAUUAUAAUGCAUUCAAUUGUACCAAUGCUUCUGAUUGGACGGCAACAAGCGUAAAAACCCUCUAUCUAACUGUCUGUAUUCAUUUUUGAAUUCUGGAAUGCAUUGCCACGUUAUUCCUUCCAUAAUAAAUAAGCAAACUAAUAUUUGUUACCUAAAAUGUUUCUAUCGUCUAAUUUUAUUACAUCCAGAGGAGUACAAGAAGUCUGAAAACGCCCUGUGUUUACAUUUGACGCCGAAACAUUACAUAUGACGUCACCUUGUUAAGUUGACAAAAACAAUGACAGC